Leishmania braziliensis MHOM/BR/75/M2904 is the source of this 573-nucleotide messenger RNA. Its product is annotated as 40S ribosomal protein S5. Gene Ontology annotation, cellular component: cytosolic small ribosomal subunit; ribosome. Gene Ontology annotation, biological process: ribosomal small subunit assembly; translation. The transcript has a single exon. The record is from RefSeq and is a predicted model, not a curated record. Lineage: Eukaryota; Euglenozoa; Kinetoplastea; Trypanosomatida; Trypanosomatidae. The coding region runs from base 1 to 573 and encodes 190 amino acids. Gene Ontology annotation, molecular function: structural constituent of ribosome; mRNA binding; rRNA binding.
AUGAGCAGCAAGACUCCCAAGCUCUUCAACAAGUGGUCGUUCGAGGGCCUCCAGACGUCGGAGCUGGCCCUCCGCGACCACAUCUCGACCACGGCCGCGUAUGUGCCGCACACGUCUGGCCGCUGGCAGAAGCGCCGCUUCCACAAGGUCCGCAUGCCGAUUGUUGAGCGCCUGGCCAACGGCCUCAUGUUCAAGGGCCGCGGCAACGGUCGCAAGCUGCAGGCUGCGCGUCUGCUGAAGCACACACUGGAGAUCAUCCACCUGCUGACAGACGAGAACCCCCUGCAGGUUGUGGUGGACGCCGUCUCGAAGGGUGCGCCGCGUGAGGACUCGACCCGCGUCGGCUCCGGUGGUGUUGUGCGCCGCCAGGCUGUGGACGUGUCGCCGAUGCGCCGGGUGAACGAGGCGAUCUAUCAGAUGUGCAAGGGUGCGCGCGAGGCUGCCUUCCGCAAUCUGAAGUCGAUGCCGGAGUGCCUCGCGGACGAGAUCGUGAACGCGUCUAAGGGUAGCUCGAACUCGUAUGCCAUCAAGAAGAAGGAUGAGGUGGAGCGUGUGGCCAAGGCCAACCGGUAA